This is a messenger RNA of Ceutorhynchus assimilis (cabbage seed weevil), 7376 nucleotides long. The record is from the annotation of a GenBank genome assembly. NCBI's taxonomy places the organism in Eukaryota, Metazoa, Arthropoda, Insecta, Coleoptera, Curculionidae.
AGACUUCCAUCAUGGUGCCUAUCCAAUCAUAUGUUUUUGUGAGUGAUAUUUCGAUGAAACCAAACCAAAACUGAGCCUGAAGAAAACAAAGCAAGUUGAAUCCCAAGGGAAUGAGUGUCUUCGGUAAGUGUAGGAGCUUAGAACGCUUCGUCUAUGGCAGAUCCAGCUAACUGUCUCGCUGCUGCCAGCACUAGCCGCCGCAAGCGUGUGCAGCAAACGCAGCUGCGAUCCGAGGCCAAGCGCCUUCGGACCUCAGACGACAACAGCUCGCAGGGCAGACACAAUUCUUCCUCGGCUGUUACUAGGAAUAGUACUACUAAGGUUAAGCCCACAAAAUCCCAAACAUCGACAAACAAAAGAGACCGCUCGCAUUCGCGGUCCAAAUCCCAAGAGAAUCCAGCCUCCGCUGCUUCCUCUUCAAAAGAGAAAAAGCCCAGCAGCACCAACGUAGUUUACUCUCGGAGAUCUUCUAGAUCCAAUCCGGUUGAUAUAACACCGUUAGACAUUGAGGGGCCCGAACAUAAGACGAGAAAAAAGCUGAAAUCAGAAAAAGAAAAGAAAGAUCACAAAGACAACGUCAAGAUAAUAUUGCUAUCGAAACCUUCAACCUCAUUGGAGGGCUCUAGCAAGGACAAGCUAAAAAAGAGUACUUCGCAAGAUAGAUCCAAAUCUAAAAGUAAACAGGAGGACAAAGUGAAAAAAGAUAGAAAGAAUAAGGAAGCCGCUGUCUUGGAGGCGAAAGGCAAAGACAGUAAACGGGACAAGAGCAGCUCCCGUAAAGAAGAAGCUAAAGAAGGCAAAUCGGGGAAGCACAAAAGCAAGAAAGAUAAACACAAGACUCGAUCAAGUACUAAUAAUAGUCUUAGCGUAAGAUUAAAUCAUACUGUAGGAUUGGAGGUAGAUUCGGAAGCCAGUACAUCAAGUUCAAACAAUAAUACAUAUCCGCAAGUACACAAAUAUCCACUACGUAGCCACGCUAGAAGCUAUUCCUCGACUGCAAUCAAUAUUCCUGCAACAGUUACUAGUUCUAAGGCUGAAACUUCACAGGCAGGAUCUGCUCAGUCGCAGCAACACUGGAAAAGAUCUGCAAUAAGCAAACGGGAACUAGUAGCGCUGGGUGCAUCGAGUAGUACCAGCGCCACCACCAGCAGGCCGACGGCGCCGUCAAACAGUGCGGGUGCGCCUGAACCACCCGAGCCCCCUAGGCUCACCCGCAGCGGCGCAGUGCUCAGGAGGAGCACUAGGAGCGGCAAAGGGCAAGGGCCUUCAACAACGGGUUCGUGCGCCAGCUCGAGCAGCGGCGGGGGCGCGGCGUCGAGCGGCCGACGUACGGCGACCGGCGGCACAGGCAGGACCAACAAGGGCGGCGGCCCCCCUGCUACCCAGGCACAUCCUCCGCCGCCCCCUUUGCUACCUGCGCCGCUUGCCGCGGCGCGCGCCAUGGCGGCCGAUCAGCCACAGGGCGGCGUACCCAACAAUGGGCUACAAUUAGCUUCAGAUGAGCCACCUUCACCUCAAGAAGCCGCGCAAGCGGUGCCGGCUAGCGGCGGCGGCCCAUCCGGUCCGGGUGCCGAUUCUGAGAGCGACGACAGCGAGGUGGGGCGGCUGCAGGCCCUUUUAGAGGCGAGAGGCCUGCCGCCUCAUCUGUUUGGCGCCUUAGGUCCCAGAAUGCAGCACAUCUUGCACAGGAGUAUGGGCUCGAACAGCUCUGUUGCCAGAGCGCAAGCUCUCAUUCCUGGUUUGCAAGCGGCCGGAGAUGAAGGCCAACAGCUGCAAGCAGUAAUUGAAAUGUGCCAAGUACUAGUUAUGGGAAAUGAGGAAAUUUUAACUGGUUUUCCCGUUAAGCAAGUCGUGCCUGCUCUUAUAACUCUUUUACAGAUGGAGCACAAUUUUGAUAUUAUGAAUCACGCUUGUCGUGCUUUGACUUACAUGAUGGAAGCGCUUCCCAGAUCGUCUGCCGUAGUGGUGGAUGCUGUUCCUGUAUUUUUAGAAAAACUUCAGGUUAUCCAGUGCAUGGACGUUGCUGAACAAUCACUUACAGCGCUUGAUAUGUUAUCACGAAGACAUUCAAAGUCAAUUUUACAAGCACGUGGAGUAUCUGCUUGCCUAACUUAUUUGGACUUUUUCCCUAUCAAUGCCCAACGUAAUGCUUUUUCUGUCACUGCUAACUGUUGCCUCAAUCUCACAUCAGAAGAAUUUCAAUAUGUCCAGGAUUCGUUGGCACUACUCGCCUCUAGACUCACUCAGCAAGACAAAAAGUGCGUUGAAAGUGUCUGCUUAGCUUUUUCACGUCUCGUGGACAGUUAUCAACUGGAGCCACCCAGACUGCAAGAAAUUGCCAGCCCGGAAUUGUUAACUAAUUUGCAACAACUGCUUGUAGUUACUCCACCUAUAAUUAGCACUGGAACUUUCAUAACAGUUUUAAGAAUGCUUUCCGUGAUGUGCGCCAAUUGUCCCGAUUUAGCUUUGACUCUUCUCAAACAGAGCAUAGCGGAAACGCUUCUCUAUUUACUCACCGGAUUGGCUGAAAUAAAUCAAGACAACGUCGAACUAACCCAGAGGCAGCCACAGGAGUUGUUUGAAAUUACUUGUUUAAUCGGGGAGCUUAUGCCCAAAUUGCCUACUGAUGGCAUUUUCUCAGUGGAUACUUUGCUGGAAAAGCCAACCCUCAUUGCUAAAGACCAACCAAUCUGGCAAUGGCGCGACGACAGAGGUUGGUGGCAUUCGUACGGCGCAGUCGACAGUAGAAUUAUUGAAGCUGCGCACCAAAACACUGACGAUGAAGUUAGCUUAAAUACGUUAGGUAGGAUAUAUACAAUUGAUUUCCACUCAAUGCAGCAAAUUAAUGAAGAUACUGGCACAUCUAGGCCAGUACAAAGGCUAUGCACUCCGACUAGUAAUAAAUCAGCCACUUCUGAACCAGCUCAAUCGACUAGUAGGCCAAGUUCGGCCAGUCGAGACGCUAGAGUGGCUUGUUUGAGAGAGGAGCGCGGUUUAGCUGCUGCUUUUAUCAGGUCCCUAUUUUCUGUGUUAUAUGAAGUAUAUUCUUCAAGCGCUGGACCAGCAGUGCGUUGCAAGUGCCUCAAAGCCCUUCUCAGGAUGGUCUAUUACGCCAAUUCGGAACUUCUCAAAGAUGUUCUUAAGAAUCAAGUAGUUAGCAGUCACAUUGCUGGGAUGAUGGCUUCUAGUGACCUAAGAAUCGUAGUCGGCGCCCUUCAAAUGGCCGAAAUUCUUAUGAACAAGCUUCCUGAGGAGUUUGGAGUUCAUUUUAGGAGAGAAGGUGUCCUGCAUCAAGUUAACAGACUGGCGGAUCCUGAAGUUCCUUUAGGCGUUAGCCCACCGAAAUCGGCGAGUUGCAGUUCGACUUCAUUUUCGUCCAGCGUCGACGCUCAGCAGCCUGGCACGUCCAGCAGCAGCACUACUGUGCAAAUGACAGCAAACGGAUCAGCAACGUUGCCUGCUCUAGCCUCUAUCGAUCUUUUCAGUUCCACUCCGAACGCUCAACGUCUUCAGGACAGUGAGGUUAGACCUCCCAGUCCCACUACGCGUUUAGGGGACGUCCUGAAACGCAAAAGAGCUACUAAGAGAUCAUCAGCUAGUGGGGCCAGUAGCCGAUCUAAGACUAGACAAGAGGAUUUGUCUUUAUCACCCUCGCUGAUGCAAGAUUUCUUCAGCAAGGCCACUUCCCUUGCUAAUUCUUCGACGCCUCCUAACACUCAACGAACAAGAUAUUCCGGAUCAUCGUCGAAAACCAGCUUCUUGCAAAGUCUGAACCCAGCCAGGUGGGGCAGAAGCCUGAACUCUUCGCACGAGCGCAACUAUAGCAAGGAAUUGAACAAUUUAUCAAAGUCCGCAUCUAAUUCGCACAUCACCGCCGGAAAUCGGGAAAAGACCAGAGCCUGGAUCAGAGAUCAGGCCAAUAGGUUUAUUGAUUCUUAUGCCAGUAAAGAAGAUGAGCAGCAUCCGGCAACCACCGUGCUAACUCGCCUAAGAUUGGCCAUAGACAAACUUCCGACUGGCAAAUGCGCAGAAGCCUUGUUGGAAUUGCGAGAGAUCCUCAUCGAAUCAGAUAUAUCGCCCUUCGAAGUGAAUUAUUCCGGUCUUAUUAAAGCGCUGUUGUCAUAUCUGGCCGAUAUGAAUGGACCAUUUGACAGGGACCAACGGCUCAGGAUUUUGCUGAAUGUAUUUGCUGAUUUGCCAUUAGAAUAUAAUGUCAGAGAAAUCAGGGAAAUCAAUUCUACUUGGAUGAGUGCCCUUGUAUUGAAGCUAAAUGGUUGUGUGUCGCAAUUGGAACAGUUCCCGGUCAAAGUGCACGACCUACCAGCCAAUUCCGGUGCAGGCAGAGGUGGCACUAGUGCUUUGAAGUUCUUCAAUACUCACCAGUUGAAGUGCAACCUGCAAAGACAUCCAGAUUGUAAUAAUUUGAAACAGUGGAAGGGUGGUACAGUUAAAAUAGACCCGUUGGCUUUGGUGCAAGCCAUCGAACGGUAUUUAGUUGUUAGAGGUUAUGGAAGACUGAGAGAUAAAGAUACUGCGGAUAGUGAUGAUGGCGACUCGGAUACUGACAUUGACGAUACCCUGGCAGGAGUUGCUAUAUCUCAGUCUGGAAAUAGACAUAAAUUACAAUUUUUAAUAGGCAAUACAGUUCUUCCCUACAAUAUGACAGUAUAUCAGGCUGUGCGUCAGUUUUCAAACAACGGCAAUGACCAGAGUGAAACCGAUACUGAUAAUGAGAUGCCUUUGGGUAAUGCUGGCAUAUGGGUACAAACACACGUUAUACAUUACAGGCCUUUGAAAGAAGAAACCACAAGUCAAGGCCAUAAAAGCACCACAAGUACUAGUUCAAAUUGGAAUCACUCUAGCCGGAAAGGUAAAGGAUCAUCUGGCAAGAGUACGUCAAGGAGGAAAGGCGAUGAUCUCUGGACUGAAGGAGUUACCCCAAUUACCCAGUCGCCUCUCUCGCCAUAUCUGACAACUCAACUCCCAGAAACUGUUACAAUUCAAGACGCCUCUCUGGAAGUUUUGUGUCUCUUGAGAAUCUUACAAGCUGUCAAUUUAUAUUGGGGUACGCUCUAUCCGAAUGUAGAGUACAAACCCAUUUUACCGGCAUCUGAAUUUAUCAAUUCUAAGAUUGCUGCAAAAGCCAGUAGACAGUUGCAGGAUCCUUUAGUGAUUAUGACGGGAAAUUUACCAAAUUGGUUGCAUCAGAUUGCCACGGUGUGUCCGUUCCUAUUUCCGUUUGAAACCAGGCAGCUGCUGUUUUAUGCCACUUCUUUCGAUCGAGAUCGCGCCUUGCAACGAUUACUGGAUAUGUCCCCGGAACUUAGCUCGACUGAUUCUCAGGAACGUGUUACUCCUCGCCUGGACAGACGAAAGCGUACAAUUUCCAGAGAGGAAAUCCUGAAGCAAGCCGAGCAAGUGAUGCAAGAUCUAGCGGGGUCCAAGGCUUUAUUGGAGGUGCAAUACGAAAACGAAGUGGGAACCGGUCUGGGACCCACAUUAGAAUUUUAUGCUUUGGUUUCAAAGGAACUGCAGAAGCAUUGUUUAGAUCUUUGGUAUGCUCCCAAUGCACACCAAAACGAUUCCGAGUAUGUACAUAAUCAAACAGGAUUGUUCCCAGCUCCGGUAGCUCGUGGCGCUAAAUUAGGUUCAGUCACCAAAAUCAAUAGCAAAUUUAGGUUCUUAGGUAAAUUUAUGGCAAAGGCUGUGAUGGAUUCUAGAAUGUUGGAUUUGCCAUUCUCCUUGACAUUCUACCGUUGGCUGUUGGGUCACGAACAGUGUUUAACAUUGGCCGAUCUAAAAUAUGUUAGUCCUGAUAUUUACGUUACCAUUAGAAAAAUGCAGGCAAUUGUAAGACAGAGAGACGAAAUUUUGCACAACGGAGAUUUGAGUGAAGAAGAAAAAAUGGAACAGGUUGAAAAACUGGAAUACGAUGGUUGUUCCAUUGACGAUUUAGGUUUAGACUUUGUGAUACCCGGCUACAAUGUUGAGCUGAUGAAAAACGGAAAAAACACCCAUCUCUCUAUACACAAUUUGCAUGUGUACGUGAAAGUGAUAACGCAUUGGAUGCUGUACGAAGGCAUCGCCCGUCAAAUGGAGGCUCUUCGAGAAGGUUUCGAUUCCGUUUUUCCUUCGAAAAAUUUGCGCGUCUUCCAACCUGAAGAACUCGAACAGGUCUUUUGCGGCAGCCCCAAGGAUCACGUGGCCGGUUGGGACGUAAAAACUUUAAUGGAUUGUUGCAGGCCCGAUCACGGAUAUACUGCAGAUUCACGGGCAAUUCGGUUCCUAUUUGAAGUGCUCAGUUCGUAUGAUAGCGAGGAACAGAGGAUGUUUGUGCAGUUUUUAACUGGAAGCCCUCGGUUACCUGUUGGAGGUUUCAAAGCGCUUUCUCCGCCGUUAACAGUGGUACGUAAAACGCUAGAGCCCAACAUGAACCCGGACGAUUUCCUGCCAUCUGUGAUGACUUGCGUCAACUACCUCAAGCUGCCCGACUAUUCCAGUCUCGAAGUGAUGCGCAAUAAAUUGAAAGUGGCCGCGUCUGAAGGUCAGCACUCGUUCUAUCUAUCGUAAACUAUUAAUGUUUUUUUUUUUUGUAAACAAAUCAUUUAAUUAUUAUACACUAAAGUUAUGUAUCAGAUUUGGCUUUUGUUCAAGUAUGUGAUUUUUUUGAAGUUAACAACUGAAACAAUAUCGUCGGAGUUUAUAGUGGGUUGCUUUUUUUGGUUAUUAAUUCUCAAUAAAAUUUAUUGAAUAAGGAAUUUAUUUUAAUUUUGGCACACUACACUACACUUCAAAAAAAUCUAUUGAAUCCAAAGCAAAUUUGAUGAAACGAUUUAACAUACAAGUGAUAAUCCUCUGUAACAAUUAAUGAUAUUAUUAAUUAUUAUUCUUAUAAAUUUAGCCCUCCACUAUUUUUGGUGGUUAUAAAAGUGUCUUAUUUUUAAAAUUGAGUGCGGUUUGUUCUUAUUUAGUAAAACGUUUUCAUUUAUUUAAAUAAAUUUUGAAAAAUUAUAAAAAAAAAAUUGUGCAUUUAAAACUACAUAAUUAUUAUGAUUAAUAAAUAAAAAAAAAUGAGUGGUGUGUCGUCGGGGGAGGGCUUCGACUGAUCUGUGCAAUGGACACUUUAGUGGUAGUGUGAUAGAUUCGCAACGAACUAAUUUCCUUUUUUCUUGUUUCUGAACAAUUUCUAAGGUUACUGAAAACCAGUUUAAACACUAAUUGUAUAACAAUUAUUGCCAAAUGUAUAGUUCUGUCGAGUCUAUUUAAGUUAUGCGAAUCGCUAGUCGCGACUUUAUAAAUUAAUUUAAUUUCUUUUAUUCUGAGGAUGUAGUUAUUAUUUCCAGAUUAUUGUUUCAAUAAAUUUGUAUUCAUAAGAA